This is a messenger RNA of Chroicocephalus ridibundus (black-headed gull), 6318 nucleotides long. It is a transcript of the gene DENND11, whose product is annotated as DENN domain containing 11. The coding region runs from base 36 to 1376 and encodes 446 amino acids. The record is from RefSeq and is a predicted model, not a curated record. NCBI's taxonomy places the organism in Eukaryota, Metazoa, Chordata, Aves, Charadriiformes, Laridae. Gene Ontology annotation, cellular component: cytoplasm. The transcript is spliced from 9 exons.
UGGGCCGGGCGCCGGGCGGGCGCGGGGCCGCGGCCAUGGUGGAGCGCGCAGACGAGGCGCCGCUGCUCUUCUGGGCCGAGGGCCCCGCCGUGUCGGCGCCGCCGCCCCCCGCGGCCGAGGCGGGCGGCGGCGGCGGCGGGCGGCGGCUCGGCGGCAGCUGGAGCGCGGUUCCGUGGGGCGGCGAGGGGCCGGCGGAAGCGGUGGGGCCGCCGCGGCCGGAGGCGGAGGAGGACCAGAUCGUGGCCGUCUUCGUGGUCACCUUCGACCCCCGCACGGGCAACAUGGUAGAGUGGUGUUUACCCCAAGAUAUUGAUUUGGAAGGCGUGGAAUUCAAAUCAAUGGCAAGCGGGUCCCACAAAAUCCAGUCAGAUUUCAUUUAUUUCCGGAAAGGGCUCUGUUUUGGCCUGGCCUGUUUUGCCAACAUGCCUGUGGAGAGUGAGUUAGAGCGUGGUGCCCGCAUGAAGUCCGUGGGGAUUCUCUCCCCUUCCUACACCCUGCUGUAUAGGUACAUGCACUUCCUGGAGAACCAGGUCAGACACCAGCUGGAGAUGCCAGGGCACUACUCCCAUCUAGAGGCGUUCUAUGAUGACAAGAAAGGAGUUCUCCCUGAUAGCAAGGGCACCCCCACCUCUCAGCAACCUGUCCACUGGCUGCCAUCCAUCCACAGAUACAUGUACCCAGAGAUGAAGAUCACACACCCUGCUGGCUGUAUGUCUCAGUUCAUCAAAUUCUUCGGUGAGCAGAUCCUUGUCCUCUGGAAGUUUGCCCUGCUGCGCAAGCGCAUAUUGAUAUUUUCACCGCCCCCAGUUGGAGUUGUCUGCUAUAGAGUGUAUUGCUGCUGUUGCCUUGCCAACGUUUCUCUACCUGGUCUUGGAGGAACUGUCCCAGAGUCCAAACCAUUCUUCUAUGUAAAUGUGGCAGACAUAGAAAUGCUGGAGACAGAAGUAUCCUAUGUGGCCUGUACAACAGAAAAGAUCUUUGAAGAGAAACGGGAUCUCUAUGAUGUCUAUGUGGACAACCAAAAUGUGAAGACGCAUCAUGAGCAUCUGCAACCACUCCUGAAAAUUAACAAUGCUGACAAGGAGAAGUACCGACGGCUCAAUGACCAGAGGCAGAUGUUAAUGUAUUCUCAAGAAGUGGGUGAAGAUUGUAGCUCCUGUGAAGAGGACCUUUUCAUCUUGUUUUUCAUGGAGCAGAACAACCGCAUAUUUCAGACGCUGAUGGAGGUGUCAGCCAGCCAGGACAAGACACUGACAGCUGACCACGCACGAGGCAUGGGCCUGGAUCCCCAAGGGGAUCGAAGUUUCCUUAUGGACCUGCUGGAAGUGUAUGGCAUUGAUGUUAUGCUAGUCAUUGACAACCCCUGCUGCACUUAAACCAAGGGCAAGAGAGAUGGGGAGCAAAGAUCACUUUUAAAGACUACCAGACAUUGCUUAGGAGGAUCACUGGAAUGCACCGCAGCCACUGGACGGAUCUCAUUUUAUUUAAUAACUUUAUAUGGAGGAUAUUUAUAAUUUUAAAACAAAAUGUGAUUUUAUUUUCUCCCCCUCCACUUCCCAAUGAGUACCUCCUCCAUUUUUUUUUUGUCUCCCUUUCUCUUUCAUUUGUGUUUGUUUUUGUUUUGCUCAGAUAGGACCAGUGGCACCUUUGCACCAGUCCUCACUGGUGCAGUGACAGCUAGGUUUUGGCCUAGCCUGAAUACCUGAGGGCUGACUUCAGGAAAGCACUUUGUCUGAUGGGGACCAAUGUGAAAUGCUGUAGCUGAGCUCUCACGACUUGACUGGAAAACCCUGCUAUCAUCCCCUCUUCCACUUGGGGACUGAAGAGAGCUUCAGCAGAGGCUGUUAGCGGCCCAGUCUCAUAAAACAUCUCCUGUCCUACCAUGUUUAUUGGUGGGGACAGUUUAACCAAUGAUAAAAAACAGAACUCCUUUAAACACCCCUCACCCAACUUCUAGCAGCUGAGUUGGAAUAAUGUUACCAUUCUUUGUCAAUGGCAGAAGCAAGUUUGGGAUAAGGGGGUGCUACAGGAUCUUAUGACUUACCGGAGCAGCACGGUUUCACGUCCAGCGUUUGAGGUGGUGUAAACUGGCAAAGACUAUACUACUGACUACCUAUCUCAUAGCUGGAGAAGAGCACCAUCUCUACUUAAACCCCUCCUUCCACUUCCUCUGGUUUUCAGUUGCAUCACACCUGCUGCUUUGGUUCGAAAUCUUCAAACCAGCAAGACGGUCUCACAUUUAACAGGGACCAACAUCACUGAGCCACCUUGCAGCCGCUAUGCUCUCCAGCCUCAGCUCAGAUGGAGCUGGGCGGGAUUGGGUUGAUUAAGUAUGCUUUAACUAAUGUCACUAGCCCUUCCUUUGUAGCAGAUGGUACCUGUCACUCCUGUGCUUUAACGUUGUCUGCUGAUCCUCCUUUUCUCACGCAGCCUUCAGCACUGCCUGCCGCUGUCCUUGGCUUUAUGUGAGACCAAGAGCAGUAUGUGACCUUUCAGCUGGACCAGCUUUGCAGUUUGCAGGAGGUUCCUUUUGAGUUCAGUGUUCUUAACUGGCAGAGCAACGCAGACAGAAGCAAUGUCUAACAGCAAGCCUUUUCUUUUUCCUGAGCAGAGAAGCUGUAAAACCAGAUGAACAGUAUUCUUGUGCUGUGGAAAGAACAGGAUUCAGUUCAUGCAGGGACAUUGGUUCCCUCCAGGAAGGCUGUCCCUGUAAGAGUAAUCCUUUGGCCGUGCUAAAUCCAAGAAUGAUACUGUGGGUUCUAGGUGUGAUGUACUGUUUUGCCCCAAAUUCUUCAGCCAGUAGUAGCAUCAGCUUUAAGCUAACUGUUCUUCUUGAACUGUGGCUAUAGCUAAUUAGCUGCUGCUUCUACUGUAAUAGACUUCAGCACCCUUAAAGCCUUUCUGCAGUUUGUAGAAAUGCGAACUGUAGUGGAUGUAUCCAUUUAUCUUAGCAUUUUAUAGGCUGAGAGAGAGCCUGAACCACCAAAGUCUCACCUGCUAAUUCCUUUUAAAACAGCUGAAGCAAAUAUUCUCCAAGUAGACCUUCUGUGGAUUGUCUCCCUCUGGAAGGAAGGAGGCUGGCAUGGCUUGUUUUUCCUUUGAAGGCCGUCUGGAGCCAAGGAGUAGUUUUGCUUGCUGUGGAUUCAGAGGUUUUAGUGAGGUGUGGGAUCAGGGGCCUCACAAGGCUUAGUGCACAGUUCAUCGCUAUGAGCUUCAGCAUAUUAUGUUCCUGUGAUCUGCCUGUCUCAGAGCAGUCACUCCCUUGCCUGCUUUUUCAGGGCUUUGGAUGUUUUUGUACAGGAAAAAUCAUGCUGCUGCGUCUUAUACUGCCAGUUGCUCAUAACUGUAACAUAAUCAUCCUUGGCAGGUAGGGGAAAAAAAAUGGAGAAAGAGGAAAAAGUGGAGCUGAAUAUCAUUUAAUGGAAAAGACCAGUCCUUUUCCUUAAGAAAGUCUUUGUUUUUAAAUUGACAUCUCUAUUGUAGAAGUGACCCACAAUCUCCAUGCUUUUUUCUAAUUUCCACUUUAGUUUUAACAUGCUGUCUGCGGUGAAGAUCGCUGAGGAAGUAUAGCUGGCACUGUAUUGCUGUCACUUACUUAACUUCCUUCAGAUGCAAAAAAGGGAACUCUAGUAAUUCUUCCUCUCACUUUCUUGAACGUUUAGCUGUGGUCAGCUGUUAAUGACUUUCUGUUCUCUGUGCUAUCAGUAAUUCUUUUGUUGAACUAAAUUGGAACAAACCUUUAAUUUGUCGUUGAAAUUUUACGGCCUCUGCAGUCAGAGGCUUUCUAACACCCUGCAUUAGGACACUGUGUUUACAAGCUGUCAGAACAUCAGGUCUACUAGACAGCACUGCUAGAGUCCACCGAGCAGAGCCUCCUGAAAUCGCCAUUUGACACUUACUUAACAUCUGCUUUCCAGAAACUAGGUCUUCAGUUGCUAGAAGGAGGGUGGGUGCAGAAGCGUCAAAGCAAGCAGAUUUGUAAGCAGACUGUAAAAGUAGCAUCCAUGCGCCAUCCCAGCUGGACAGCUGCAGCCUAUUUUGCUCUUCCUUGUAAUUUUACUUCUCUACAGCCUCUCUUGGCAGGUGACUGCUACAAAAGACAGAAAACGGAACAAAAAGAAUUCUCUGUCCUAACCCUUCCUUAUUUGAUUCACUGCAAAAGAACUUUCCACCUGCACUCUUUUUCUAAUAGACACUGCUUUAAUUGUUGUGUGUGGAAAAUCCUUGAUAAAUAGGUACAUAAUACAAACAAAUGGCUACAGCUUGGGCCAUAAGGGCUUGUUGAACAGGCUGGUUUUGUUUGGAACCAACUUUACUGAAUCUUAUCUUUCUGGGAGAGAACAUAAUUCAAGGUAAAACAGUUAAGUGCAUACAUUUAAAAUCCCCUCCUUGGCACUUAAUAGUUGCAAUAGUUUUGAAUACUAGGAGCUGGAAGGGAGACAGUUACUUAGUGUAUUUUGAACUAAAAGCGGGAGAAAAGUGUGGAAUAAGGUAGGAUAUUGCUGAUUAGAACAAAAAUCCUCUUCUCCAUUGGAAGUACUUUGCCUUUACAGUGGUGCCUUCAAUGUCUUUGGUGUGAUGUCUCUGGUCAGUUGCUUGUGAUCAGAGCCCAUGCUGAAUGGUGGUUACAGUAACCAUGUAUGUACCCUGUGCCCUAGUAGACAGUCUGGUAUGUUCCUCUCUUUAACACCCAAGUUGUAGUACAGCCAUUGCAGGUUCUCAAUUGGUACUUGCUUGAGUUUAAACAGGAGAGCAAGAGCUUCCUAGCUGCAUCUUAACACAAGUUGCAAAUAAAUGUAUAAUCAAGUAAAGAAUUAUUACUACUUGUACUAUCUGGAUUGGAUAUAUUAUUGAAUUAUACUAUCUUGGGAGAGAAAUAAAAGCUAGGUUUUCAAUCUGAACAAGGGACAGCAUGCUAGACACUUAAAUCAUGCAAAAGUCUUCUCACUGCAAGGUUAGGCCAAGCUGCGUAGAACCACAUACAACUAACAGCUCUAAUGGACAUCAGGAAAAAGGCAUUUUAUGAAUUAAGAGUUCAGAUUUGUCUUAGAGACAUGCUAAUACCUUCUUUUCUAGCACAUAUGAAGUGGUUACUCUAAUGUAUGUUAGAGCUAAUGGUCAUGUGUCUCACAGGAGAUGAGCUCGCCUAUCCGUCAUCCUUAAGGGCAGCAGAAAGUUCCAUCACCUUUUCAAGGGAAAGUAACUUACUGUACAGCUUAUUCUGUAAAGCAGUGCUACUCUAAUACUUUUUCCAUUUUAAGAACUACCAAAGUUAAUGGACAAAAAGCUAGGAGUAGCAGUGGCCCUCUUGGUGACAGACUAUGCAAGGGACAGGCACGCUUUGCUCUGGGAGGGGGAAAGGCAGUGGUUUCUGGAAUAGCAGGGCAAGAGCAUUUUGUCCUAAUGCAAAAGUCUAGGUACAAAGCAUGCGUACUAACGCACAUUUUCUCAUCACAGCUAUUCUAACCUAGUUGCUGUCUCCUUUCUGCUCCCCCCCCCACGAGCUAGUGGUCUAGCGAUUAUGGGAGAAGACAACACGUUAAGUCCUUUGUGAGGGACUGAAAUGUAGUGACUUAACAGAAUAGUACAGCUGUCUGAAACAGAGGGUGCUAAAUGCCUGUGAACCAGGAUUUCAGGUCCUGGUUAAUGCAACAUGUCAUUCAAACGGGAAUGUUUAAUCGUGGUUUAAACAAACAGGUGCCUUGGGCUGGUCCAUCAUUAGGUUGUUAUCCUUUCUAUUUAUUUAUUUUACAGUAUUUAAGUCCUUCUAGAAUGGACUGUAAAUUGAAGCCAGGAUAAGUGUUUUCAUGAGUGGGACCUACGAUUCUACUCCUGCUUCCCGUCUUGGAGUUCAUACAAAGAAAGUUGUUUGUUUUGCUGUCAGAAAUAUGAGAACUGAGCCCUUUCCUCAACACUGUAGAUAGCGGAUUCAGCCCCUGCUUAUUUUAUGUAAUGUUUUCCUCACACCUCCCCUCUCAAUGUUGCAGUUCAGAAGUCUAGAACCACUCCACACUGGAAGACCUCUGAAUUGUAGAGGAAGGGGAAAAAAUUACUUGACUGGUAUUCAUACAAGCUACUCAGCUUAUGCUGAUACAAAUAUUUAAAAAUCAGCCUGUGUCUCGGACAACCCUUGGUACUUUAACAUCAGAGCAGCAUUAACAAGACCAAUUCUGAAGGGAGCUCUUGGUUACCCUCAGGCAAGGAAUCACACUGCAGUGGGAGCUGCGUGUCUGAUACUACGGAAGAGAAUUAGUCAUUUUCCCUGUAAAAUGGUACAGAUGAGCCAGAAGUUAGUUCUUAUCAUCUCGCCCCUAGCGG